Stylophora pistillata is the source of this 2911-nucleotide messenger RNA. RefSeq lists its product as uncharacterized. The record is from RefSeq and is a predicted model, not a curated record. Gene Ontology annotation, cellular component: plasma membrane. Lineage: Eukaryota; Metazoa; Cnidaria; Anthozoa; Scleractinia; Pocilloporidae. Gene Ontology annotation, molecular function: calcium channel activity. Gene Ontology annotation, biological process: calcium ion import across plasma membrane.
CAUGUGGGGUGUUUCAAAAUAUUUUGGGCUGUUUUGCUACGAAUGAGUAGGGUUCGCUCCAAAUUUACUUGCUAGCAGUAUGGCGAAAAGUAAAGAUGCAUAUACAGUGAUUCCAGUCGACGUCGAGGAAAAGGAAAUGGAAGAGAAGCAGCCAGCUACGGACAAAACCGAUCAAGCUGAAGAUGAGCUGGAGGAACGCUUUGAUAAAGAGUUUUGGCUGAUGGUUCAAAACAAAGUAAAAGAUGCAAACCUUUCAUGGAACAGAGCAUUGGAUGAGGUCAGAGUGGAUCGGCUAAUCAAAAAACAUGACAAAAAUGCUCUUUUAGUCAUCAUUCACAAAUGGCCACAGAAGAAGAAAUACAAAGAUAAACCAGAACUGAUCCCAAGCUUGGAGUAUUUGAUUAGUCGCCUAACAGAGAUAAUUCUUGAGAGGGACACCAAGGAAGACUACAAAUAUUUCCGUGUUCCAGCAGAUACUGAUCGAACCCGAACAACACUACUGCACCUAGCUGCUGAACAGAACUUCUUGCACGUUACAAAGUCAUUGGUAGAAUGCUACCCAGGUCUGAUGUACAUGUGGACUCGCAAGCAAGAUGACAAUCCUAGUUGUUUGCCCGUUGAGUUGGCCUUAAAGAAGUACAAAGAUGACACAGCAGCUUAUCUGAUAUCUCAAAUGAGGCAUGAUCGAAUUCAUAGACUGUUCCUUUGUGAAGAUGAUGAGGAACAGACCACAGCAAAGUUUUUUUUUGGACAUUAUAUUAGUUACCAGAACCCAAGGACAAAUGAACCUGGCAUGAAGAAAACAGUUAUAGCUGUAUUAGACAAGCUUAUAAACCCUCAUUGUCCAUACCUACCACAUGGACAAGAGGGUGACGAAUAUGAGGAUGAAAUCGAAAGAUCUUUGAGCAGUGUUCCUGAUGACCCCAUGAACUAUGACUUUUUUUAUCACAUACUGGAAGCCGAUGAAAGCGGAAGACAGCCAAAAAUAAAAGUGGCUACUGAAGUUGGUGAUCAAGGAGCACCAAUCAGUACUGAAACUGUAUCCAACCUGAAAUUUAACCACAAGUCACCUUCAUGUCUGAGACAAAUUGCAGAGAGUGGAAAUAGGGCGGCAGUGCAACACCCUGUUGUCCGAAUGUUAGUCUGAAGGAAAUGGAACAAGUUUGCUCACUGGUGGUUUUGUGUUCAAGGCUCUUUCUACAUCGUGUUUUUAACAUUAUUAUCCUUCGCCCUUAUCUACGGCUCUACGCUUGACGAUCCAACACAGUACGGUGGCAGGGCAAAUGGCCUGCGUUUGUUCUGUGAAGUUCUUACCAUCAUUUUCCUCAUGUUUUACUUUUUCGAAGAGGUCAACCAAGCAGAACGGGAAUGGAGAACCUAUUUCAAGGAUCCGUACAAUUAUUUUGAUUGGUUGGGUCUAAUCUUGACGUUACUUGUGAUUCCUCUUCGAUUUGCCAAAGUCAGAUAUCAGUGGAGCGUGGCAGCCCUCGGUUAUUUGUUUAAUUUUCUGCGACUCUUCAAGUUUUCGUGCGUUACAAGAACUACGGGUCUGUAUACGAAGACUCUUGCCAAGAUCAUCUAUCGCGACAUCACUCGCUUUAGUGUGGUGUUUGUUAUCGUCUGUCUUGGAUUCUGUGGCGCCAUGUUCAUGGCGCUCAAAGCUACUGGCUCUCAGGAGCUGUUCAGUAAUUACGCCUGGUUGAUGUUGGCUGCCGUACGAGCUCUUGCUGAACAGCAACCAGUUGAAGAAGAUUAUUCCAAGUUCAGCUGGUUGUCGAUCUUGAUACUUGUGGCCUACAUGGCAAUGGUGAUUGUAAUACUCCUGAACAUUCUCAUUGCCCAGCUGAGCUAUACUUACAGUGAAGCAAAGAAGACCGCCAAGCUGCAAUACGCUAUCGAUACCAUGUUCAUUGUGACGCGAUUGGAGUACAGUAGACAUUUAAGAUGGAAUUUAAGGGUAAAGAAUUACUUAGACGGUGACUGGAUAAGCGAGGAAGAUUUAGCCAAAGAACUUUUGGAAUACACGGAUGAUCGACAUCCUUUUGAGACAAUGGAGGAAAGACUGACUGAUAUCAGGGAGAUUAUGAGAAAAGUUUUCAGGAAAGGGAAAGAUAAAGAAGCUUAGAUGGUCGCGGAAGAAGGACAGAUUCUUUUUUUUGCUCGUACAGAAGAACUCAGUGCUGGGAUCAAAAACUAAUCCUCUGCGGAUGCGCCCUGUUCCAAGUGCUUGUGGACAAAGUAACAUCUUUGUUUUCCAUCUGCAUCAACUAAGGAUACAAAAAACGCAAUCAUAUUUUGAACGUAUGAUAACAGUCACUUAAAAAGUACACGUACCCUACGAAAUUUUGAAAUUGACACCGAAACCGUUGGACGGUGGGCAUUUAGGAGCUUCUUUGACGGUUGACGAUAAAAAAAAAUUCGUUCUUUGUAAGAGGGUCUCAUGGGGUGAUGCUCUUACGGCUAACGGUUAAAACUUUGGCUAUUUCACGACUAGCGGUUAAUUUUUCCGUUGCGAUUUAAGGAAAAAAAGUACGGUUAAUAUUUUUACGACUAAUGGUUAAAUUUUGUAAUUUUUUUACGCCCAACAGAAAAUUUUUUUGCCGCUUUACGGCUAAUAGUUAACCCGUUCGAACUUUACAGUGGAGGCAAGGACUAAAGUGGCGUAAAUUAUAGUGUAGCUUUGAAGAAAGACAAUCAGGCCGUGUAGUGUAACGAUUUUGUAAAACCUGCUUCAUAUCCCAUGGAGUAAUGAACUGGGAAAGAAAGUUCCAUAUUCUGAUUUGAAAGUAAAGUAAGAAGUUGGUUAGUAAUUUUCUGUGACUCAAGAACAACUUGACCCUCCUUGUGGGCAAGAAUACCUCAAUGUAGUAAAUGUAAUGGUGUCGUGAGUUUCAUGCAUUAAAAGAAAUUA